Phytomonas sp. Hart1 is the source of this 1146-nucleotide messenger RNA. The record is from the annotation of a GenBank genome assembly. Lineage: Eukaryota; Euglenozoa; Kinetoplastea; Trypanosomatida; Trypanosomatidae.
AUGGGCCCCAACGCCCUCAUGGGCUUCCUCGGGGAUCCCCACGAGACGGGGCCGAACCCCACUGCGACGCCGUGCUCAUCGGUCUCGAGCCUCCGCAUCGCGAGCGUGUCGCGUCUCGGGGCCCUGUCGAAACCGAUCAUAGGGCGGCCCCCUUCGACGAUGCCCUCCCACGGCUUCGCAACAUACGGGUUCGAGAUCGCGAAGACCCUAAAGGAGAUCGUGCAUGGCCGCGAUGAGGGUGUCUUUCUCCGCGUCCUGCCCAAAUCCCAACUCAUUGGUCAACUCAUCCUCCAGGAGUCGGGCGCGCGUGAUUUGAUGGGGCUGCAGGAGGCGAACCUCCGCAUGCUCCUCACGCACAAACGCGUGGAGGAGCGGGCGAAGAAGGAGGAACAGCAGCUCAGCCGCCGCUCUAAGGAACGUCAGGAGGAGCUGAAGAAGCGGUAUGCGGAGGAACUCAACGAGCAGAAAAACUCCGUGAUGCUGUACAAUGCCGGACUGGAGAAGGGGCUCAGGGAACGACUCAAGGCCCUCGCGCAGCUGCAGCCCCGCCUGAACCUCGUCAACGUGGUCCUCGCGGCGAUGAAAGACGAGUCCAACGACCUCUCCCUCACCGCGGAGCUCCUGGAGGAGGCCAAGAAGCUGCAAAAGGCUCUCAAAACAGACAGCCGCUUUAACAAGACGGCCACACCUGAGCUUGACGGCGGGGCGCUUCCCUACUGGCUAAAGCACUGCAUCGUAAGCUCUUUUAAUGUGGCGGCGAUUGUAAAAGGCUCUCCCUACCGCGCCGUCGUUCUGGACGCCCCGAACCUCCGUUCAAAACUCCUCGCCGAUCGCAAAAUCAUCGCGAUCCGCGAGGUCGCACUUUCCGAGAAGAUUCUUUCGUGGGCGCACACGCGGAUCGCCCUGCCCGACGCAGGGGCGGCCGUAAAGGCCUUUUUGGAGUUCGCUGAGGGCGAUGCGGGGGCGCCGGCAGGGCUCUGUCAGGGCGUCGUGUGGACAAAAGAGGUCCACCCCAGCAUCGCGCGCGUGGCGAAAGCAGCGGGGAGCUCCAUCCCCAGCCAAAGUGUCCUGAGCCUCGGCGACGUCUCGUCGAUCGAGCUGACGACAAAAGAGGUAAAAUCGAUUGGAGAGGCCGCAUCGGUGUAG